CCUUUGUCAUCUUCUGCAUUUUCACCACACAGUAGUGCCACUAUCGGACACUUAUGGUCCUGAUUAAUAUUACAGGCCACAUGAUGAGUCAAAUUAUUUAAUCGAUACUAGAUCAAACCCCAAACGUUUUAAAUAUGUUUUUCCCCAAGGCUAAUGUGAAGGAUUUACAUAAGGGCUUCACGUCCCAAUAUGGGCCGAUCUGCUGUUGCCCUGCAGCAUGUUUUUAUACGUUUCAAUACAGUUUAGGAGAUUUUCACUGCUGCCUGAAGAAAGAAAUGCAAAUCAAUUACCCAUCUGAUAGAUCUUCUACAUAGACCCAUAUAUAGAUCCAUAAACGAAGGAAAUUAUUACUCAACUGCCAUGGAAAACAUUUCCUCCCCAUCCUGUGAACAGCCACUUCUUGGUAGUGAUAUAGUUCAGGAUGGAUCAACCGACCUUAAAGGAAGGCCUGUCAGCAGGCUUCUCACCGGAGGAUGGGCAGCAGCCCUUCUCAUCAUUGGUGUUGAAAUUGCAGAGAGAUUGGCCUACUAUGGCAUUUCGGCCAACUUGAUCACCUAUCUCACAAGUGUCAUGCAAGAGACCACUGCUACUGCUGCAAAAAAUGUCAAUGUCUGGUCAGGGGUUGCAUCCAUGCUUCCCCUCCUUGGAGCUUUUGUUGCAGAUUCCUAUCUGGGUCGUUACUGGACAAUUUUUGUGUCUUCUCUUGUGUACCUGCUGGGGUUGAUUUGUUUAACACUUUCAGCAUCUCUAACAAUAUUUAGCCCACCCACAUGUGUUGACACAUCAUAUUUCUGUCCCAAGCCUUCAUCUUUCCAGCUGGGUUUUUUCUUCUUUUCUCUAUACUUGGUGGCAUUGGGUCAAGGAGGUCACAAACCUUGUUUACAAGCAUUUGGUGCAGACCAAUUCGAUCAAGAAGACCCAACCGAAAGGAGGCAUAAGAGCUCAUUCUUCAAUUGGUGGUAUUUUGGUUUAACCAGUGGGUUAAUUUUAUUUAUCAAUAUUAUCAUGUACAUUCAAGAAAAUGUUGGAUGGGGUCUAGGGUUUGGCAUCCCAACUAUGACCAUGGCAAUAGCACUCUCUGUCUUCAUAUGUGGCACAAAAAUGUACCGACAUAAAUUUCCUUCUACUAGCCCAAUGACUCGAAUUAUCCAAGUUUUUGUCGCUGCAAUUCAUAAGUGGAAUCUCCCUGUUCCUUCUCAAGAAGAACAGAGAGAAAGUAUUAUUCAAGAACCUUUCACAAGUGAAACAACAACAAAGCUUCUGCCUACAAAUCAAUUUAGAUUUCUUGACAAAGCAACAGUUGCAGCUCCAUUAGACCUUGAGUCCAAGACAGAUAUUAAUUGGAGGCUAUGCACAAUCACACAGGUUGAAGAGGUUAAACUUGUUCUAAGGUUGCUUCCUAUUUGGGUAGCCUGUUUGAUGUAUGGGGUUGUUUUUGCACAAUCUCCAACAUUUUUCACAAAACAAGGCAGCACGAUGGAUAGAAAGAUCAUUGGAGACUUUGAAGUCCCUGCAGCAACCUUGCAAAGCUUUAUCAGCUUGUCCAUUAUUGUGCUGGUGCCUGUUUAUGAUCGAAUAUUUGUUCCACUUGCCAGAAGCAUAACUGGAAAUGAGCGUGGGAUAACACUGCUGCAAAGGAUAGGUGUUGGUAUGUUUUCUUCUGUUCUUUCCAUGAUUGUUGCAGCAAUGAUAGAAAUGAAAAGGCUCCAAGCAGCAAAGGAAUAUGGUUUGAUAGAUAAGCCCCAUGCAACAAUUCCUCUCAGCAUUUUUUGGCUGCUUCCACAAUACAUCCUAUUUGGUGUUUCAGAUGUGUUCACAAUGAUAGGUUUGCAAGAGUAUUUUUAUGAUCAGAUGCCUGACACAAUGAGAAGCUUGGGAAUUGCUUUGUAUUUGAGUGUCUUUGGAAUUGGUAGUUUUUUGAGUGGUAUGAUUAUUUCUAUUGUUGAGGAACUUAGUAGCAGAGGUGGGGGACAAAACUGGUUUGCAGACAAUCUAAACAAAGCUCACUUAGACUAUUUCUACUGGCUUCUGGCUGCACUGAGUGCACUAUUCUUAUGCAUCUAUGCCUCUUUUGCGAGUUGCUUUAUCUACAAAAAGGUAGAAAAUAUUACUUGUAAAGAUGAGGAGAUAUCCUGAUCACUAAGCACCAUUUGUCUAAUUCUACAAAGACAUUUUCACCUCUAGUCAGACAUUGGCUUGUAUGUUGGCUGUUUAUGUAACAGAAUCUGAGAAUAUUGUUGAAUGUGUACCUCAACUAUUGGUGUGGAAAAUUAAGAACACACUGUACUUUUAUUUUUAGUUCUUAUUCUAUGAAACUGGAAGGUGGAAUUGUUUGCAAUAAAAGAUGUCAGUACUUAAUUUUA
Molecule: messenger RNA, 2363 nt
Organism: Cryptomeria japonica (Japanese cedar)
Lineage: Eukaryota; Viridiplantae; Streptophyta; Pinopsida; Cupressales; Cupressaceae
Product: protein NRT1/ PTR FAMILY 5.10
Exons: 3
Coding region: 361-2136 (591 amino acids)
Biological process (GO): dipeptide transport; transmembrane transport
Cellular component (GO): membrane
Molecular function (GO): tripeptide transmembrane transporter activity; dipeptide transmembrane transporter activity
Source: RefSeq, a predicted model, not a curated record